Messenger RNA from Symbiodinium necroappetens, 1998 nucleotides. The record is from the annotation of a GenBank genome assembly. Lineage: Eukaryota; Dinophyceae; Suessiales; Symbiodiniaceae.
AUGGGGGCUUGCUGCCAGUCCUCCCGAGCUGCAGAGGAGGAUGACCAGGGUUUGCACGAGCAGCUGGCAGACAUGUGGGUCGUGAAGGUGAGCGAUGUGCUCCAGAUGCGGGGCGUUCCGAAAUGUCACCAGGAGCUUCGGCAGUCCAAUUUGUUGGUCAAGCACUCGCCCAGCUUCUUGACCAUCUUUGUGUCGCAUCAGUGGUUGGGCGAUGAUCAUCCGGAUUGUCGUGGGAUGCAGUUUCGCAUCUUCCAGAAGGCUUUGAAGAACGUGCUCGAUGGCAGCAUCAAGCUGGAGUUGGAUGCAACUUCGCAGUUCUUCGGCCACAUGAAGACUCUGUCGGCCGAGUACCGCAAGAAGUUGAAGGAUGCGUACCUGUGGAUGGACUGGUUUUGCGUCCCGCAGAUAGUGCAUGAGACCGACACUGUAGAUCGUGAGCGAGUUCGAGAGGAAGCAGGCCGCUGCAUCCGUUCUAUCCCGCUCUACGUGGAAGCAUGUCAGAUCUUCGCGGCCGUGGUGCCAAAGCAAAUGCACCGAGACACCCAGGAGUUUUGCAGCUACUUCACUUGGCUGAACCGGGGAUGGUGCCGUGCAGAGAUGUGGUGCAAGCUCCUUUCGAACAGGUCCGACAUACCCAUCGUAGUGAUCACUUCAACCGACCAGGUGGAAUUUGCAAUGCCGAUGCAGUGGCUCAAGUCCCCAGUUCAUAAGGGCACCUUCUCGUUGGAGAGCGAUCGUGUGGCUGUGUGCAAGUUCAUCCAGGAAGCCCUGGAUUACAAGCUGGCAAGGCUGUCCAGGCAGAAGAACUUGGACAUCUACCGAUAUUUCGCUGCAAGAUAUACAGAUUUCCUCGGCUUGCCCAAGAAGCGAAGGAGUCUUCCCGAGUUUCUCAGCUACUUCAACUUUCCAUCCAUGGAGGCUGCGGUGAAGCAGAAGAAAGGCAUGGGAGCUAUGGCCUGCGCAGCAUUGAGCGGUGACGCGGGGUUGCUCCGGCAACUGGCAGAGGCGAAAGCUCCCAUGGACACAAAGCUGCGUGAGAUUUCAGAGCUGGACGUGCUGCCGGACUGGACGCCUUUACAUCUCGCGGGCGUGCGGGACGACGAGGAUGCCGAGGCGGUAGCGGCACUCUUGGAGCUCCGAGCAGAUCCCAACAAAGUGAACAAGUUGGGGCAUCCUAUUCUCGGGACUUGCGAGAGCGUACGUGCAAUCGAGCUCCUCGUGCAGUACCGGGCUGACAUCAAUCAGAUGAAGCCGCUGACUAUGUCAACUCCUCUGACUCUGGCAUGCCUCCGGUGUCCCGAACCUGCUGUGGUCGCAAAGCUCCUGGAGUUGCGCGGCGACGUGAACUUGAUGAAAGGUGGGAUCGGCUUGACACCACUCCACUCCUUAGCCAUCUACUCUCACGGAAAUCCUCACUCCUUGAAGGUAGCAGAGAUGCUGAUCGCCGCCAGGGCAGACCUCGAUUGCCGGGCGAAGGCCGGUCUGCUGUUUCGGUCCGUCGAGCUUACCUGCCGGCUCAUUAUGCGCAUUCGAAAGGAGCCUCCCCUCAUCGUGAGAGUGAUGGGGGACGGGAGCACGACACCGCUUGGCUUUGCAGCAUUGUUUGGUGGUGAUGCUCUCUUGGACUAUCUUCUGGAUGAAGGCGCUGAUCCACAGGUUUGCAACCAUAGAGGACUGACGCCGCUUGAGUUGUCCAGGCACUCGGCCGUGUACAACGUCCUCUCCCACCGUACGAGCACUGGCUCUACAAGCAGCACCUUGGCGUCCCCUCCCCUUUCGCCGAUUUUGCCGCGGUCGCCGCGGUCGCCGCCGUUACCAUCACCUCUUGGCCCGGUCUCCCCGACGAGCAAUGCGUCGGCGUCGAAGGAGCUGGCCAGCAUGGAAGAACGUGAAGAAGAUUCAUACUGUGUGAUGAUGGACUCCGUGGCAUUGGAGAGGCCACCAGCUCCACAGACAGAAAGCCGUGGUACGGAAAGCUUCAUCAUCACUUCGCUUUAG